Babesia bovis T2Bo is the source of this 1279-nucleotide messenger RNA. Its product is annotated as putative ribosomal protein L3. Gene Ontology annotation, biological process: translation; ribosomal large subunit assembly. Gene Ontology annotation, molecular function: structural constituent of ribosome; RNA binding. Lineage: Eukaryota; Apicomplexa; Aconoidasida; Piroplasmida; Babesiidae. The transcript is spliced from 2 exons. Bases 64 to 1245 code for a protein of 393 amino acids. The record is from RefSeq and is a predicted model, not a curated record. Gene Ontology annotation, cellular component: ribosome; cytosolic large ribosomal subunit.
AUUAAUAGAAAACAUAAGGGCCUACGAAGUUCAGGUGGUCGAAAGUUUGUUACCUAGCAUAAGAUGUCACACCGUAAAUUUGAGAGGCCCCGUAGCGGUAACCUCGGGUUCUUCCCGAAAAAGAGAUGUAAAUCUCAACGCGGUAAAAUUAGGUCGUUCCCUAAAGAUGAUCCAACUAAACCGCCACACUUCACCGCCUUUAUGGGUUACAAGGCCGGUAUGACUCACGUGACCCACGAGCCCGAUAAGCCAGGUUCCAAGCUUCACAAGAAGGAUACCGUAGAGGCCGUUACAAUCAUUGAGACCCCUCCCAUGAUAGUUGUCGGUCUCGUUGGUUACAUCGAAACGCCUCGUGGCCUUCGUGUGCUCACUACCGUAUGGGCUGGUCACUUGUCCGACGAAUGCAGACGCAGAUUCUACAAGAACUGGUACAAAUCUAAGAAGAAGGCCUUCACAAAAUAUGCCAAGAAGUUCGCUGAGACUAAGAUGAGCAAGGACAUCAGUCGUAUUGUUAACUACUGCACUGUCGUCAGGGCCAUCUGCCACACCCAACCUUCUAAGACACCACUCUCCAUGAAAAAGGCCUUCAUCAUCGAGAUCCAGGUCAACGGUGGUACUGUACAGGAAAAGGUUGACUACGUAACUAAGAUGUUCGAGCAGCCACUCCCAGUAAACGCUGUAUUCGCUAGCAAUGAAAUGGUUGAUGUUUUGGGUGUAACCAAAGGACAUGGAAUGAAAGGUGUUAUUAGCCGUUUCGGUGUUACCCGUCUACCACGUAAGACCCACAGGGGUUUGCGUAAGGUUGCCUGUAUUGGAUCAUGGCACCCGGCCAGGGUACAGUUCCAGGUUCCACGUAGCGGUCAGAAGGGAUACUUCCACCGUACCGAGCGUAACAAAAAGAUCUAUCGUCUGGGUCUGGGUAGCAACCCAAGGAAUGCCUCUACUGAUGCCGAUCUUACCGAAAAGCAGAUCACGCCUAUGGGUGGUUUCCCUCACUACGGUGAGGUUAAGGACGACUUCUUGAUGAUUAAAGGAUGCAUAGUAGGAACCAAGAAGAGGCCAAUCGUUAUCCGCAAGACCCUCGUCCCACAGGUAUCGCGCGAUGCCCUCGCAGAAAUCAACCUUCGUUUCAUCGAUACCUCAAGCAAAUGGGGACACGGUCGUUUCCAGACUUCUGGAGAGAAGCAGAAAUACUACGGCCCUCUCAAGAAGACCGUUACCAACGCUGCUGUCGCAGGCGUUUAAGUCAACCUUGUUUAUUAAUAUACAUCUGUAUUUG